AUGGCUCCCGCUGCUGCUCGUGGUCGCAAGGCCCAGAAGGUUACCCAGAAGUUCGUUAUCAACGCUUCGCAGCCCGCUAGCGACAAGAUCUUCGAUGUCGCUGCCUUCGAGAAGUUCCUCCACGACCGCAUCAAGGUCGAGGGCCGUGUCGGUAACCUCGGUGAGAACGUUGUCAUCUCCCAGUCCGGUGAUGGCAAGAUCGAGGUUGUUGCCCACAUCCCCUUCUCCGGCCGCUACCUGAAGUACCUCACCAAGAAGUACCUCAAGAAGCAGCAGCUCCGUGACUGGCUCCGCGUCGUCUCCACCUCCAAGGGUGUCUACGAGCUCCGCUUCUACAACGUCGUCAACGACGAGGCUGAGGAGGAUGAGGAAUAA
This is a messenger RNA of Penicillium verrucosum, 375 nucleotides long. Its product is annotated as 60S ribosomal protein eL22. Gene Ontology annotation, cellular component: ribosome. The record is from RefSeq and is a predicted model, not a curated record. The coding region runs from base 1 to 375 and encodes 124 amino acids. Gene Ontology annotation, molecular function: RNA binding; structural constituent of ribosome. Gene Ontology annotation, biological process: cytoplasmic translation. The transcript has 3 exons. Lineage: Eukaryota; Fungi; Ascomycota; Eurotiomycetes; Eurotiales; Aspergillaceae.